AUGCAGCUUAUUCUUCGGCAGAAGCCCUCUACGAAUGGCUAUACAGAGAUUGUCAAUCAAUAUCUUGCCCAGAAACUGCGCCCGUUUGUGAACUACUAUCAGGAUAACUGGUCGGAGCUGCUACCGGCUAUGGACUUCGCCUAUGCCGUCCUUGAACACGAGUCAACCGGGCUAUCUCCCUUCCAGGUGGAACGUGAUUACGAACCCCGGGUCUCCUUCGACUGGGUCUCGCCCUCGAAGCCUCGGGAUAGACCCCAGGAUCAAGCUGAAGCUCGCCAGACUGCUCGCAAUUUAGAACAGAUCUGGGACUACGCUAAGGGCCGUCCGAGCCGCAAGUUCGAUAACCAAUGGGCUGGCCCGUACGAGAUUAUUGAACAGAUUGGACAUGCCUUUAAGCUUCGCCUGCCUCCUACACUCCAAGUCCACCCCGUUUUCGCACCAGAGAAGCUCCGAAAAGUGACCGAUUUGGCGCCUAUGCCGGGUCAAAUUCGCGAUCCAGAGCCCCCGAUUGAGAUACAAGGCGAGUCUGAAUGGCUUGAAGGGUAUCCCCCCGACCCUGCGUGGUAUCCUGCCUCUAAUUUCCGCAACGCUCCGCUCAAGUUGCAGGAAUUUCAUGAUCAAUAUCCUGAGAAGCCUGGCUCUCCUCGGCGCCUGGCUAACUGGCUCGCUGCUGCAGCUAAUGACGAAUUUCUCGACGAACACGAUGAUAACGAUUUACCUGUUUAA
Molecule: messenger RNA, 726 nt
Organism: Aspergillus affinis
Lineage: Eukaryota; Fungi; Ascomycota; Eurotiomycetes; Eurotiales; Aspergillaceae
Product: Retrovirus polyprotein
Exons: 4
Coding region: 1-726 (241 amino acids)
Molecular function (GO): nucleic acid binding
Source: RefSeq, a predicted model, not a curated record